AUGGGUAGUAUUCCUAACACAGAGGCUAAGAUUCCGGUCAUAGACUUCUCCGGCGACGACUUAAAGCCCGGAUCAAGUUCAUGGCUGGAAGCCUGCAACAAAGUCUGCAACGCACUCGAAGACUACGGUUGCUUUGUGGCAACAUUGUCAGAUGCAGACUGUCUAGAGCUUCACAACAGCAUCUUUGGUAGCUUGGACGACUUGUUUGAUUUUCCCAAAGAGAUCAAGCUCCAGAACACUUAUCAGAAGCCUUUCCGUGGUUACCAUUCACCUAACUCUAUUCAUGAAGGCUUGGGGAUCGAUGAUCCCACAGACCCUGAGGCUACUCAUAAGUUCACCAAACUCUUCUGGCCCGAUGGAAAUCAUCGUUUCUGUGAGACGGCAAAUUCAUAUGCCAAGCUGGUGACGGGGCUAGACCAGACUGUGACAAGAAUGAUAUUUGAUCACUAUGGUGUGUACAAGUACUGUGAAUCUCAUAUUGGUUCCACUGAUUAUGUUCUUCGACUUCACAAAUACAAUGCAGCUGACAAGGAGAAAACCCACAAAGCUCUUCCGGAGCACACAGACUUGAACCUCACCACCAUUAUUCAUCAAAACCAUGUAAAUGGCUUGGAGGUCAAAACAAAGCAUGGUGAUCAGUGGAUUGGCUUCGAUGCCUCCCCUAACUCUUUUAUCUUCAUGACUGGGGACGGGUUUCAGGUAUGGAGCAAUGAAAGAAUUCAACCUUGUCUGCAUAGAGUGACGAUGAGCGAAAACGCAGUCAGAUACUCAGUUCUGCUCUCUACAUUCCACAAUGGGAUCGUAACUGUGCCCGAGGAGUUGAUCGAUGACGAACACCCUUUGAAAUAUAAGCCACUGAAUCAUCUUGAAUACCUUGCUUCACAACUGGCUCAACCUACAAGCAGGGUUUGUGUUAAGAACUUCUGUGGUCUUUGA
This is a messenger RNA of Fragaria vesca subsp. vesca, 936 nucleotides long. Its product is annotated as gibberellin 3-beta-dioxygenase 3-like. The record is from RefSeq and is a predicted model, not a curated record. Gene Ontology annotation, molecular function: dioxygenase activity. Bases 1 to 936 code for a protein of 311 amino acids. The transcript is spliced from 2 exons. NCBI's taxonomy places the organism in Eukaryota, Viridiplantae, Streptophyta, Magnoliopsida, Rosales, Rosaceae.